Molecule: messenger RNA, 2446 nt
Organism: Osmia bicornis bicornis
Lineage: Eukaryota; Metazoa; Arthropoda; Insecta; Hymenoptera; Megachilidae
Exons: 5
Coding region: 84-2348 (754 amino acids)
Source: RefSeq, a predicted model, not a curated record
UAAUAAGUAUUAUAGUACUUGACACAAUAUUUGGUACGACACUGCUAUCAUAGGACGCUUGUAACACGCCGAGAGUUCGAGGCAUGAACAACAUUAAUACUAACGAUAUGCAAAUGGAAAUUCAUAUCAAAUCUCGAAAUAAAGUUCUUUCUGAAUUACAACAAGCAUAUACGAAGAAUUUAUACCACAACAGAUCCAAUACAGAUAACUCAACGUGCAAUGUAUCGAAAAAUAACGAAGAGAUAUGUUCACCCGUUGUCGACGAUCUUUUAAUGGAAAUGAACAGUAGGGGAUUAAGGAAUUUUGAGGAAAAUAAUAACACGGAUUGUUAUAGAUGCAAGCACUUUUCUAAUAUACCACCAAAUUUCUCCGAAAUUUAUGAUAAAAUAUCAGAUUGCGCGGAGGAGUAUGAAGCUGAUUUAAAUUUCGUGCAAGCUAUAGUUUGGUUAAAAUCAGCUACGUCAUGUAUGAAAGACGUUUCUGUUGAACAAUUUCAUUUGAUAUUUCAUAAACAAUGGAGUAAUAAUUUAGAUACGGGAAGUGAUUCCGAGAAUGAACAAUCUCAAGAGCAUGAUUUCGAAAGUUUGAAUUCAACCAUUCUGCUUAAUGAUGAUGAAGAGGAUGACCCAAUUUUCAACAACGAUUUGGAAUACACUAGCAGCAUCGAAUUAUUGUGCAAUGUAAGAUUAAAAAGAAACCGUGAUCUGUCGCAAUCUGAUAAUCAGCAACAAUCAAAAGAACAUAAUGAAAUCUUUACUGAAAUCGUUAACGCUUCAUCCACUUUUGACUCUUCCGAAGAUUUUAGUCUUGAAAAAUCCUUUGCUACUGAGAAGGCGCCAAUUUUAAAAAAUUGCGUUAUUCCCGAUUCCGACAAGACAUAUUCAUCCAGUUCAGACAUGUUCAAAGAUUCUUUAGACAAUGAAGAUAAUAUUAAUGCAGAAUGCAAUAGAGAAAAUAAAGAAUUGCUUGAAGAAGAUGAUUUUAUCGAAGAAUUAUUAUCAACAUCACAGGAUAGUAAUCUCUUGCAAAAAACUUUUUUAGAAACGAAAUAUGAUUAUAUUAUUACUCCAAAAGAAGAUGUCUUUUCUUCAGCAUCGGAUAGUACUUUCUUUGAUGAAAUUUCUGGACGUAUUUCAGAAUUGUAUAAAAAAAUAGAUAUGCAACAGUCGCAAGCGUCUGUUUCGAAUUUGCAUAAUGAAAAUUCUUCCCUUUCCUUGAAUAUGAUAGAUAAUGAUACUGAUCCAGAAAAAGAUAACGAUGAUACGCCUCAGCUGAUCGCAGAAGACACAACCGAAGGGGUCGAUAUUAUUACUCCUUAUCAAACUGACAGUGCUUACGAUACGUACGAUUUUGAAAUUCCUCUUACAUACAUAAUUUCUGAUGAAAAUAGAUUGCUUAGUUUAUCUUCUCAUCACAAAAGCGACGAGAGUAUAAAUCGGAUUAACGUAGAUUACAAUGUAAAUGAUACUCCACCAAGUUCAGAGAAUAAAUAUUUACAAAAAGAAACCGAAGCGAUUAACGAUGACGAAGGUAAUGGUAAGAAGAGAAAAUUAGAAACUGCGUAUGAAACGCCAAAGAAGAAGAGAUUUCUUAAGGGAAACGAAGAAAAGAUUUCUUCUAAGUGGCUAAGGUUUACACUGGAUACUUUAAAUGCGGAUGAAGUAGCUUUCCAAUCAGUGAAAGUAAUUCUUUUAGCUUUGCAAAAUGAGAAGUUAGCCAGGCACUAUAUGAAAAAAAAAUGUUGGAAGAAGACUUUGGAAGAAGAGGCUGUAAACGCGGUAUUGAAUUUCUCUGAUGUUUUUGAAGCUGAAAGUAAAACUGUUGCUUACACACAGGAAAUAGUACAAGCAGUUACAAGCACGCUAGAUAAAUGUAUAGGAAAUACUGAAUUGAACAUGGUCACAAUAUUUACUUAUCAAAUAUCUAUUAUUUUAGAAUUAUGUAAUUCUGCGAAAGUCUGUAUCGAGACAAUAAAUUAUUUAAUCAACAAACUAAAAUCGUAUGAAUGUAUAUUAACGACUCUGAUGAAUGGAAAGAAAGCUGAUGUAUACAACACAAUAAAUCAAUUGCAUAUUAUAUUUUAUGCUCUGAAUAUUUGUUUGCAAAAAUACCGAUUGAUUUUUCCGAAAGAACAAGACAGUCAAUUCGAAGAGGAAAUUGUACCAUCCGUUAUUGAUCUAUGGAAAAAACAAUUAACGUUCGAGGAUGCAAUGAUUGAGGAUAAAGCGAAAACAAGAGAACGGAGAUGGUUAAUAAUUUUAGAUGAUUUUAUGGUGAUCUCUGUUGAAAAUUGUAGCCAAUUUAUUGAUAAGUUGCGGAUAUUAAUAAAUUUAGUCACACGUGAGUAAUUAAUGCUGCUUUUAAUUAUAAUUUAUUUACUGUACAUAGCUUCCCCUAACGUAUGUAUGAUAUAAAUAAAUUUUAAUAAAUUGGAUUGUUAUAACAA